Lontra canadensis (Northern American river otter) is the source of this 1235-nucleotide messenger RNA. It is a transcript of the gene RAB35, whose product is annotated as RAB35, member RAS oncogene family. Gene Ontology annotation, molecular function: GTPase activity; GTP binding. Gene Ontology annotation, biological process: endocytic recycling; Rab protein signal transduction. The transcript is spliced from 6 exons. Gene Ontology annotation, cellular component: plasma membrane; endosome membrane. The record is from RefSeq and is a predicted model, not a curated record. NCBI's taxonomy places the organism in Eukaryota, Metazoa, Chordata, Mammalia, Carnivora, Mustelidae. The coding region runs from base 186 to 791 and encodes 201 amino acids.
GCAGCGGCGGCGGCUGCUGAAGAGGAGGAGGAGGAGGAGGAGGGGGAGAAGAGGGAGGUGUUUCUGUCAGUUCCGGCUGUUUGUUCGGGAAGUGGAUCCGCCGCUGCCGAAGCAGCCCGGAGGGAGCUGCGGAUCGCGAGGCCAACACCGACCCCGCCCGCCCGCGCGUGCUUCCCCCGCCCGCCAUGGCCCGGGACUACGACCACCUCUUCAAGCUGCUCAUCAUCGGCGACAGCGGUGUGGGCAAGAGCAGUUUACUGUUACGUUUUGCAGACAACACUUUCUCAGGCAGCUACAUCACCACGAUCGGAGUGGACUUCAAGAUUCGGACCGUGGAGAUCAACGGGGAGAAGGUGAAGCUGCAGAUCUGGGACACCGCUGGGCAGGAGCGCUUCCGAACCAUCACCUCCACGUAUUAUCGGGGGACCCACGGGGUCAUCGUGGUUUAUGACGUCACCAGCGCGGAGUCCUUUGUCAACGUUAAGCGGUGGCUUCAUGAAAUCAACCAAAACUGUGAUGAUGUGUGCCGAAUAUUAGUGGGGAAUAAGAACGAUGACCCUGAGCGGAAGGUGGUGGAGACAGAAGACGCCUACAAAUUCGCAGGGCAGAUGGGGAUCCAGUUGUUUGAGACCAGCGCCAAGGAGAAUGUCAAUGUGGAAGAGAUGUUCAGCUGCAUCACAGAGCUGGUCCUCCGCGCAAAGAAAGACAACUUAGCCAAACAGCAGCAGCAGCAGCAGAAUGACGUGGUGAAGCUCACGAAGAACAGUAAACGGAAGAAGCGCUGCUGCUAAUGCCCCCAGCCCACUGCAGAGACUGCGCUGCGGCCGCUCCCCGGCCCGAGGCCCCGCGGGGCUCCUCGGGGACAGUCUCAGUUUCGUGCCGUUAUUUAAAGAAUUCUUUCCACGUUUUUGUAUCGGGAGGCGCCACCGUUGGCACUUCCUCCCCUCCCCCCUUGAGUGCCAAGAAGGUGUUGGAUGACCUGCCCUUCCCUUCUGGUGCCCCUGCCCCCUGGCCAAGGCACCUGGGCCCGGCGAGGACGCUGCGGGCCGAGCGGACGGAUUCACCACAUCUGUACAUAAUGUAUAUUGCUUUAACCAGCCGCACCACCCUUGGCCUGCUCCGGCUCCGCCUCCUUAAUGCCAGCCUGCUGCAGUAGACCCUCCCGUCCCCGCCCCUCCCCGCCCCACCGGGCGGCCAGCGGCUUCCUGAGGAGACAGGAUCCAGUUCUAGCCACG